This is a messenger RNA of Phascolarctos cinereus (koala), 2519 nucleotides long. RefSeq names its product tumor protein D52 (gene TPD52). Gene Ontology annotation, cellular component: cytoplasm. Gene Ontology annotation, biological process: B cell differentiation. Lineage: Eukaryota; Metazoa; Chordata; Mammalia; Diprotodontia; Phascolarctidae. The record is from RefSeq and is a predicted model, not a curated record.
UCACUGCUGCCGCCGCCGCUGACUGUGCAGGGCGGAUCGCAGCGCAGUGCCCAGGUCUGCCGGGUCAGGUGGUUGGGUGACGCCCCGGGAAGGCGCUCUCCAGGAGGUGCGGGCCUCCCGAGAAGGAGUGGGUGGGGACGUUCCGGAGGCGGCGGCGGCGGCGGCGGGAGCUCUGUCGGUGACCCCCGCCCCAGCCCCAGCUCCAGCCCAGGCGGCAGCAGUACGAAUCCAGCCGUUCCGCGCCCACUCAGGCGCUGGCCACCCCAGGAAGCAGGGAGCUGCGAGCGAACAUGGACAGCGGGGAGCCAGGUCUACUGAAAACGGACCAAGUACCUGAAGAAGGGGAAGAUGCUGCCGCUACAAUCAGUGCUGCAGAGACCCUGUCAGAGGAAGAGCAGGAAGAACUAAGAAAGGAACUUGCCAAGGUAGAAGAGGAAAUACAGACCCUAUCUCAAGUGUUAGCAGCCAAGGAGAAGCAUCUAGCUGAGAUCAAGAGAAAACUGGGAAUCAAUUCACUACAGGAACUAAGGCAGAACAUUGCCAGAGGCUGGCAGGAUGUGACAGCCACAUCUGCAUACAAGAAGACUUCAGAAACUUUGUCUCAGGCUGGACAGAAGGCCUCAGCUGCUUUUUCUUCUGUUGGGUCUGUCAUCACCAAAAAGCUCGAAGAUGUAAAAUUGCAGGCCUUUUCACAUUCCUUUAGUAUUCGCUCCAUUCAACAUUCAAUUAGCAUGCCUGCUAUGAGAAACUCACCUACUUUCAAAUCAUUCGAAGAAAAAGUUGAAAACUUAAAGUCUAAAGUUGGGGGAAAUAAGGCUGCUGGAGGUGACUUUGGAGAAGUCUUGAAUUCCACUGCUAAUGCCAGUGCCACAGAAUCCCUGACAGAACAGACACAGGAGACCCAGUGAGAUUGUUGCCUUUGGUUCUGCUACCCACUGCCAGAUGCUGCAAGCAAGACCUAAGCACAUUGAUAGAAUGGCCUUGGCUAUGAGUUUCCACCAAAUGUGUUUUUGUUUAGCUUUGUGUAUUCAUUCAAAAAACAGUUUGUGGGGUUAACUUUUUUCAAAUUAAAAUGUAGUGAAUGGAUUUAACCUGUUUUUGUUUUUUUCCCCUCCUCUCCAAUCUUCCAGGGAAGCACUAUUUAAAGAUCAAACAAACUGCAUUUUAGGAUGUUUAAUUGAGAUCAGCUUAUGAAAAAUGGGUAUUUUCUGGAAAAACUCAAUUGAAUGAUCUGAGAAACUAUAAUGGUAUAGUUUCGUUCCAAGCUUAUGAUUCCUAUGUAUGGUACAUUGAUUUAUUUUACUUCUGAAAGGUUUAUUUUUCCUUUGUAUUUGUAUUUAUUUUGUUGCCAAACUUGAAUGCCAUCCUUUCCACUUUUUCAAGUAAUUCCUAAUUAUUAGAUGCUUUGGUGUACUUAUUUUUUUCCCUUUCUUGUAAGGACUGCCAGUGAUAAAAAACAAAACAAAAUUCCAAAUGAACUUAUUUUAAUUACUGUAUGAGAUGGAAUUCCCCUAGGCAUUGUAUGUAAUUAUGUUGAAUCAUAUAAAUGAGUCAUAUAGUCAUGUAAUACUUGAUUUUGUAAUUUGUACACAAUAAGGUUAUAAAAUCCUACAUGACCUGAGUAUGUGUAGUAUCCACAUUCCUGGUUUCCUUUGUAUAGAUUUAUUAUUCUUAGUAAAAGAGUAGUAAUUUUUUGUGUUGGUAUACCAUUUCCCCAAAUGUCUAUUUCACACUAGAUUAAAAAAAUAAUUGGAGGGUAAUUGGCAUAUGGCAGUUGGUAUAUUUCAUAUUUGUGUUCAUUUGAUCCAGAAUGUUGUUUUAACUUUUUUUUAAAAAUUCAUAACACUAAGUAUAUUUGAAUGUCAAACUCAAAAACUUGUGAUUCUUAGGUGUAGGUGGUUACAAAAUGUUAUAGUUAGAGAAACUUUGCUGACUUCAUUUAUUUCCUUCAGUUAGCACUGUUUAAAAUAAAAUGUAAAGCACACAAUGAUGCACAACAAUUGCAGCAUGGAUUUUUUUUUAUACCUAUUACUUUGCAAUGGUUCUUUUGAGGAUGUAAUGGAUGAACACAACUCAGCAUCUCCACCUCAGUGAUUUUUAGUGCUAGAGUCUUCAAUUGAUUUUGUAACUAUUGCCUCUAACUUUGAAAACUGAGCGGUGGGAUUGAAUAUCUUGAGGCCUCUGGAGUAUCCAUAAAGAGGCUAAUAAUGUUAAUUCUAAUAACCACUUAAUCAUUUCCAGUCUCUUGUGUUCUGUAAGUUUAUGGCAUAUAGUAUUGGUGUUGUUUGUUAUCUAGUUUGUAAUUGUUUUUGUUGUUGUUACAAAAUAUUCAUUUGGAGGCAUGACUUGAUUUAUUGAAGGAUAAAUUCUCAUAUCGAAACCAAAUUUCAAAACUGCCACAAGUGUUGUUUUAAAUAAUAUGCUGCAUCCUAAUAGCUAGAGCUUUGUUAGCACUUUAGAUAUCAUUGAUAAAAUGCUCUAUUACAUGUGAAAUGCUUAAUAAAUUCUCUAUCUCAGCA